AUGGAUAUUGCUGUUAAGGAUGCUAACAUUGAGCCAGAGAAGGGUAACGAGAAUCCUAUAAACUACCACGCAACUAAUAUGUCUUCAGAUUGGCCUUUAAAUGAGAAUAUUCUUACCAAUACAUCACUAGGAAUUAUUCCCACAGGCAAUUCAAUUGUGGAGUCCUCUGUUUGUUCCUCUGCAUUGAUGGCAGAUUCUUUUUGCCCUCAGAUAUGGGAUCAACCCGUAAGUGUACAGAGUUUAGGCUAUUGUGAUGUGAAUGUUCCAAAUAAUGCUAGGACUAAAGAUAAUUUUGGUCCAACAAGUGCUAGUACAGGAUGGAUUCCUGAUGCAAUUUUAAGGGAGUGUAUGUAUUUGCCUACUUUUCCGGGGAUGGUUCCUCAGAGCAUGCCUCACUUUCUGGCUGAUUCCAGUUGUAUUGAAAGAGAAGCGAGGUUUUCGUGUUUCAGCGGAGAGAAUUUUGGUGAUAUGAUGAAUCGAUAUAUCGUUCCUGAAAAUUUGAAUUCUAAUUCUCAUGUUUUAGCAUCAAUGCAAGGGCAACACGACGUAUUUGCCAGUGGUGGAAGAAAAAUGAGCAUGACCGAAAGUUCCAAGGAGGCGUUUCUACCUUCGGAGUAUGGAACUGAAGGGAGCCCACUCAAGAAUAAAAAAACGAUAGAAAGUUCACCCUUCUCUCGUGUUGAAGCAAAACUAGGAGUUGGUACGUUGGCUAAUGAUUCCAAUGAGGUUGAAUUUAGCAGUAGAGGUGAUCAGGAGUUGGAGGGUUCACCCAGGGAGUCUUCUGGUAAAGGACUUGGCUCUAAGAAGAGGAAGAGAACUGAACAGAAUAGGGAACUUGAUGAAAACAAUCGAGUCCCGGAACCAUCAGCCGAGACAGCAAAGGACAAUGCUGAAAUUCAACAAAAGAGUGACUGGAAUCCAACUUCAACAAGUAAGCCUGCUGGAAAACAUGGAAAGCAGGGAUCUCAAGGGUCAGAUCUGCCCAAGGAAGAAUACAUACGUGUUCGAGCACGUAGAGGCCAGGCAACAAAUAGCCAUAGUCUGUCAGAAAGACUAAGGAGGGAGAAGAUUAGUGAAAGGAUGAAGUUUCUCCAGGAUCUUGUGCCUGGUUGCAGCAAGGUUACAGGAAAAGCAGUUAUGCUGGACGAAAUCAUCAAUUAUGUGCAAUCACUGCAACGACAGGUUGAGUUCCUCUCGAUGAAGCUUGCAACAGUAAAUCCACUGCUGAAUUUCAAUAUCGAAGGGCUCCUUACCAAAGAUACCAUUCAGUCGUGCAUUGGUUCAUCAUCUUCGCUGCCUUUUCCACCUGAUAUGAUCAUGCCUUAUCUUCCAUUACAUCAAACUCCACCUGGACUAAUUCAACCUGGUCUUUCAAGCUUCGGAAUCUCUUCAAAUGCACUUCGGAGAUCUAUCAACUCCCCAUUUACUUCUGCCUUUAAGGAGUCCACAUCUCAAGGACUGAGCUUGUGGGAGGAUGAGCUUCAUAAUGUUGUUCAGAUGGAAAUAAACUCAAGUGCUCCUCUUAGUAGCCAAGAUUUAACUGGUUCUUUGCCUCCAGGCCACAUUAAAGCCGAACUAUGA
Messenger RNA from Fraxinus pennsylvanica, 1581 nucleotides. The record is from the annotation of a GenBank genome assembly. Lineage: Eukaryota; Viridiplantae; Streptophyta; Magnoliopsida; Lamiales; Oleaceae.